This is a messenger RNA of Phacochoerus africanus (Common warthog), 2621 nucleotides long. It is a transcript of the gene AMZ1, whose product is annotated as archaelysin family metallopeptidase 1. The transcript is spliced from 6 exons. The record is from RefSeq and is a predicted model, not a curated record. Gene Ontology annotation, molecular function: metallopeptidase activity. Gene Ontology annotation, biological process: proteolysis. Bases 17 to 1516 code for a protein of 499 amino acids. NCBI's taxonomy places the organism in Eukaryota, Metazoa, Chordata, Mammalia, Artiodactyla, Suidae.
CGUGGCCAGGCCCGUGAUGCUGCAGUGCCGGCCGGCCCAGGAGUUCAGCUUCGGCCCCCGCGCCCUGAAGGAUGCGCUGGUGUCCACCGACCCCGGCCUGCGGCAGCUCUAUGCGGCCGCCUUCUCCCCGGCCGAGCGGCUCUUCCUGGCCGAGGCCUACAACCCCCGCAGGACGCUCUUCGGCGCCCCGCGCAUCCGCACGGCCUUCGACUGGCUCCUGAGCCGCCCGGAGGCCCCCGAGGACUUCGAGACCUUCCACGCCGCCCUGCCGCCCCGGAAGCAGAGCCCGGCUCGCAAGCACAUCUACCUGCAGCCCAUAGAUCUGAGUGAGGGGCUGGCGGGCGGCGCGCUUCUGUACCACCUGCGGAGCUGCACAGAGGCCUUCUUCCUGGGCCUGCAGGUCAGGUGCUUGCCCUCGGUGGCGGCCGCGUCCAUCCACUGCUCGUCGCGCCUCAGUCAGGACUCUGACAGGCUCCAGCUCCACACAGACGGCAUCCUGUCCUUCCUGAAGAGCAGCAAGCCGGGGGACGCGCUGUGCGUGCUGGGCCUCACGCUGUCCGACCUGUACCCCUGCGAGGCCUGGACCUUCACCUUCGGCAAGUUCCUUCCAGGGCACGAAGUGGGCGUCUGCAGCUUUGCCCGGUUCUCAGAGGAAUUCCUGCAGCUGGGGCCCAGCGCCCCUGAUGUGGCCCCGGCCGAGGUGGCAGCAGACGGCCCCGAGGUGCCCCUGCAGGACACAGGCCCGACUGUGUGCUUCAGUGCCCUGGGGAUGCUCCAGUGCUGCAAGGUCACGUGCCACGAGCUCUGCCACCUCCUGGGCCUGGGGAGCUGCCGCUGGCUCCGCUGCCUCAUGCAGGGGGCCCUGAGCCUGGACGAGGCCCUGCGGCGGCCCCUGGACCUCUGCCCCAUCUGCCUGCGGAAGCUGCAGCACAUCCUGGGCUUCAGGCUGGUCGACAGGUACAAGAGACUGUACCUCUGGACCCAAGCGGUGGCGGGGACGCAGCCCGGCCCGGAGGCGGCGGGGGAGCCGUCGGCGUCCCUGUCGGAGGACACCCUGCCGUGCAGCGCGGACUCGGGCCUGUGCUGUGAGAGCGACUCGGAGCCAGGCACCAGCCUGUCAGAGCCCCUGUCCCCCGACGCCUGGAGCCACGCCUUCCCCGCGGGCGCCGAGCUGGAGCCCGAGGACGGGCUGGGCUCCCUGGCGGCUGCGGAGGGACCCGGGGAGGCCCUCGCCGAGCACGGGCGGUGGCUGGCGGCCUGCAUCCAGGCCCUGGAGAGGGAUGUGACCGAGGAGGAGCUGGCACGGGUGGACAGUGCCGUGGACGCCCUGGCCCGCUGGGAGAUGUUCACGGGGCAGCUCCCGGCCCCCAGGCACGACCUGCCCUGCGGCCAGGACAGCGCGGGGCUGCGCCGCAUCCUGGGGGGCAAGUUCUCCUCCCUCAGGAGGAGGCUGAGCGCCCGCAGGCUGGCCAGGGCCGAGGUGUCGCCCCGGCGCUGGAAGGCGGAGGAGAACUAGCACAGCAGGCGCGUCUGGCCCAGUGUCUGCUUGUCCCCGGGACGGGCUUCCUGGCCACCAGGGCGCUGAGGGCCCAGCACUGGUCAGAAGGAAGGUGUCUCUGGAAGCAGAGGGCGACCCCUCUGCCUGGGGCCCCCUCACUCCCAGGGCUACCCGCAGCCUUGCGAGGUGGUUGGCUGGGGGUGCCCAGCACCCCGGGGGCUGUCCUCGGGCCCCACCCGACGCAUGGUGGGUGGUGGGAGCCGAAGCUUGUUUGUCCUGGGGCUUCUCCGGGCAUGCCAGUCCCUCGCGCUGGAGCACGGAGGCCGCCUUGGGCAGGGAGGCCCGGGGCUGUGCUACUGCAAACGCCGGUGUCUCGGCGCCUCGGCAGGGCCGCCACGCAAGGCGGGCUUUUGUCUCUGUCCUCAAAGCCCACGGGAGGGUCGCCCCGCGGCACUGCUUCCUGAGCCUUAGCGAUUUCUCUUGAGCGGCUCGUGACAGUCCGGGAUUGCCACCACGCCCUGGAGGCUGGUGAGCGUCAGAGCAGGGGGGGUCCACAUGCAGAGCCAAGGUGCUGCGAGGCCGAGGCCCCUCUGAGUCCCCGAGACAGCCGCCUGCUGCGACUUGCAGAGCAAGCGAACUGGUUCCGUUCUCAGGAUGGUUUUCUGACAGUGGUGGCCUGGACGCCAACAUCACUGAAGGCAAGGGGCUUAGAGUUUGUUCCUAACUCCUGUGUCUGUGCUUUGUGGUCUAGUUCUACCACUUUCGGAGAGCAAAACCUGGUUGAGAUGUUAAGAUACCCACCAGUCCGUAGAAUUCUGUCUCCCUUUAAUUUUGUCAAGCGGUGCUUCCAGUUGUGGACGCUCCUUCAUGGGCGCAGGCAUUUCCUUGUUACGUUUUCCCCGUGUCCAGUGUCAGAUGCCCUGGUUUGCAGCUCCCGAGGCCCGGGAGAGAGGCCUCUGGUUCCGGCGGCAGAAUUCCUGCAGAGUCCUGAGUGGGCUCAGUAUUUUCCCGUCGGGAAAGAGGCAAGAACAGGGCAGACAGCUCCUACGCUUUGUGCGUAGCUUAGCCGUGUGGGGGGCCUUCUGAGAAAAGCAGCGCAAAAUACAGACCCCCAAGCAAGGAA